AGAGUCGUGAGUCACGUAUACUCGCUAAAAAAAUGUUGGGAAGUGGCUCUCUUUCUCAGUCUCUGUCUGUGUCUGUCUCUCGCAGCUUUCUGAGGGUGAAAAAACUAAAUGCUAAGUAAAGGCGAAGAUAGAUUUAUUGGUAGGAGUAGGAGCGAUUUGGGCGUAAAGAUGAGCAUGGUUAGGACUCAGGGAAGCUUCCUCGCUAUCCGUACUCUAUCCCCUUCAUCGUCGAUGCCCCGAUGCUCUCACGGUUCUGCUUCUUCAGAUGAUGCAACUUAUGGGACGCCUACAUGGAUUGGUAAAGGCCUUACAUGUGUUUGCUUCAAGCGAAAGGGCAAUUAUGAGCGGAUCUGCAUUAACAUGACACCUAAACAGGAAGAAAGACUGAGAAGAUUGAAACACCGAAUGAAGGUUUACUUUGAUGCUUCUAGGCCAGAUCACCAGGAUGCUUUGAAAGCUCUAUGGUCUGCUACAUACCCUGGUGAGGAGCUCCAUGGUCUGAUAUCUGAUCAAUGGAAAGAAAUGGGGUGGCAGGGUAGAGAUCCAUCAACUGAUUUCAGAGGAGCUGGAUUCAUUUCUUUGGAGAAUCUGUUGUUCUUUGCAAAGACCUUUUCGGCAUCUUUUCAACGUCUAUUGAAAAAGCAAGGAGGAAAGCGAGCUGAUUGGGAAUAUCCAUUUGCCGUUGCUGGUGUAAAUAUCACUUUCAUGAUCAUGCAAAUGCUUGAUCUCGAUGCCUCAAAACCCAGGACUUUUAUCAGAGCCGUGUUCUUGCAGAUGUUGUCGGAAAAUGAGUGGGCCUUUGACUUGCUGUAUUGUGUGGCUUUCGUGGUAAUGGACAAACAAUGGCUCGAUAGAAAUGCUACAUACAUGGAGUUCAAUGAUGUUCUAAAGUCCACUCGGACUCAAUUGGAAAGGGAACUUCUUAUGGAUGAUGUCCUACGGAUAGAAGACAUGCCUUCUUAUAGUCUUCUCUGUUAAUGGUAGUCUACCCGAAAGCAAGAGUGCAGGAAUUCUGAGACCAGUUGAGUCCUUUCUAUCCACGGAUGACCUUAAAGUUGUAAAAUCUCUCUCUCUCUCUCUCUCUCUCUCUCUCUCUCUCUCUCUCUCUCUCUCUCUCUCUCUCUCUCUCUCUCUCAAUACAUCAUACGUACAAAGGCAGUUACCGAGACUUUCGUAUGUAACAUUGUAACUGCAAUAGUUUUCACCACCAUGAUUAGCGAUAUUGUACUUUAUGAUUUUGAGUGAGCUGCCACUGUUUGUUAUGAUGUAAUUAGCGACUACUGAUCAGAAUACAAGUUGGAUACUCAGGUAACCCAGCUUUGACUGCUGAUGAAAUAUGUUAUGUGAACAUCUAAUUCAUACCCAAGCCACUCGUAUAUAUCAAAACAUGUCUAAAUUCUAUUCAA
Messenger RNA from Carya illinoinensis, 1406 nucleotides. Its product is annotated as ELMO domain-containing protein A. The transcript has 9 exons. The record is from RefSeq and is a predicted model, not a curated record. Bases 109 to 978 code for a protein of 289 amino acids. Lineage: Eukaryota; Viridiplantae; Streptophyta; Magnoliopsida; Fagales; Juglandaceae.